Messenger RNA from Eutrema salsugineum, 1540 nucleotides. Its product is annotated as WAT1-related protein At5g40240. The transcript has 8 exons. Gene Ontology annotation, molecular function: transmembrane transporter activity. NCBI's taxonomy places the organism in Eukaryota, Viridiplantae, Streptophyta, Magnoliopsida, Brassicales, Brassicaceae. Gene Ontology annotation, cellular component: plasma membrane. Bases 256 to 1362 code for a protein of 368 amino acids. The record is from RefSeq and is a predicted model, not a curated record.
GUUCUAAUUUCCGUGGAGAUCACUAUCGAUGGAGGUUGCAGAUAUUGGGGUCAAGUUUCUCUGGAAGGUGAAGAGGAGAUCCAACAAAUCGAUCAAAUAUCCCUUCUGAAGAUGAAGGUUCCUUGUAAUCACUGAUGGAUUGUUGUGAUCGUUGAUACAACACCAUAGCAAAGAUAUGAGUCUUAAUCAAUGAAGAAGGGUGUUCAAAUGAAAGUUGGGAAAUUUCUUCAGUUGAAUGCUUGAGAGCUCAAAGACAUGGGAGGAGCUGGAGAAGAGACAGUGGCUUGGAGGUACUUUAGCAGAGAUGUUGUGCCGUUUGCUGCGAUGUUUGCAGUGGAGUGUACUACGGUUGGGUCAAACACACUGUACAAGGCUGCAACUUUACGAGGAUUAAGCUUCUAUGUCUUUGUCUUUUACUCUUAUGUUGUUUCAACACUUCUCCUUCUUCCACUUUCCUUCAUGUUUGGAAGGUCAAGAAGAUUGCCUUCAGCCAAGUCUCCUCUAUUCUUCAAGAUUUCCUUACUUGGGCUUCUCGGGUUCACAUCGCAGAUAGUUGGUUGUAAAGGUAUAGAGUAUAGUUCUCCUACUCUCGCCUCUGCUAUCAGCAAUCUCACACCAGCUUUCACAUUCACCCUCGCCGUUAUCUUCAGGAUGGAACAAAUAUUGUUAAGGAGCUCUGCGACUCAGGCCAAAAUCAUUGGCGCAAUACUAUCUAUUUCUGGUGCUCUGGUCGUUGUGCUAUAUAAAGGCCCAAAAGUUCUCGCUGCUGCAUCAUUUAUACCUUCAUCACCUAUUAUAUUCCUUCAACAGAAUUUGACUUCAUUCGAGUCAAGCUGGAUAAUCGGAGGCCUUUUGCUUGCUUCACAGUAUUUUCUUCUAUCAGUCUGGUAUAUUCUUCAGACUCGGGUCAUGGAGGUAUACCCUGAAGAAAUAACCGUAGUCUUCUUCUACAACUUAUUUGCAACGCUAAUCUCAGCACCAGUGUGUUUAUUAGCGGAAAGCAAUUUGACUUCUUGGGUGCUUAAACCAGAUAUUUCCCUCGCUGCAAUCAUAUACUCGGGAGUCUUUGUUUCAUUAUUCAGCGCUCUUACUCACACAUGGGGUCUGCAUCUAAAGGGUCCGGUCUACAUAUCCUUGUUUAGGCCAUUGUCUAUCGCAAUUGCAGUCGCCAUGGGUGCUAUAUUCCUCGGGGAUGCACUUCACCUUGGGAGUGUGAUUGGAUCAGUGAUCUUGUGCUUUGGAUUCUACACUGUGAUUUGGGGAAAAGCAAGAGAAGAUGCAACCAAAAGUGUUGCUGGUUCUGAGCAUGCACCUUUGCUGCUUACACACAUUGUCGAAAAUGAAGUCUUGUCAUUAAGAUAGGACUGAUGCAAGUGUGAAUCUCUCUAUGUUAAGUGUUAACUCAUUUGUAAAUGUGUGGUUCAAAUUAUUGAAGAGCGUAUCAAUGACUCCGGUUUGGUUAAACUUUUUUGUGUUGGUUCGGAUUGGAAUUAACAUUUUUAGUUUUCCAACUAAUAAAACCAAUAUAUUUUGUUUGGUU